Molecule: messenger RNA, 2301 nt
Organism: Procambarus clarkii (red swamp crayfish)
Lineage: Eukaryota; Metazoa; Arthropoda; Malacostraca; Decapoda; Cambaridae
Product: cell growth regulator with RING finger domain protein 1
Biological process (GO): negative regulation of cell growth
Source: RefSeq, a predicted model, not a curated record
AAUGUUUUAGUACGAAACGGCCGGCACCCCAUAAAGGUUAUAUACGAAUCGACGAGGAGCCGCCUGAGUGCCACCGUACACUGUCCGGGGGCGCUGGCACCCUCCUCCAGGCUAAAUAACCCGCCUCCAGUGGGUCCUCUGUGCUGCUGGAUGGUAAGAGCUUAAGCUGUAAACUAGGAAGAGAACAGUUGAUUGUAGCAGAACAUGGUUGCAGUAUUGACAGCUGCCCUAAUGACUGCUGCCGAGAUAUCCAAUCUCUUUUCGGUGAUCGGCGUAGUAAUAUGCUUUGUGUGCAUGGCAGUUUUCAUCAUGCGGUUACAAGGCGAACAUUUUUUCGGAACUUCUGUUGUGCAUGUUGCUCAACCACCUGUGGCCCAAGUAGCAUUCCAGAAAGUUGCUGUUCCAUUUUCUCUUGAGCUACACAAACCUAGAGAUGCAUCGUUCACUGAUGUUCAGUUAAAGUUACGUAGUGAGGUGUCGUAUGUUCUGCGGAGCUACUGGGGAGUACCAUCUGAUCAUCUACACUCUCUCCUGCUAGCUCCUUGGUCAGGAUUCUUCACUCACUUAAUUGAAAAACCUUCAAUUAGGGCAGAAGUCAUCGAUAAGGUCUUAAGAAAUGACAUUAAUGAAGAAACUGUGUGCAUAAAACAAGUUAACUUGUGUUCUGGUGCUUCCCCAUUAUCUCUCGGAGAGUCUCCUAGACGAAAUUACCCCCUAGUUGUGUGCAUGGUGCGCCAGGAUUCUGUUCAGGACACCAGUGAAAAUGGAGUGGGGGCACUGAUUACCAUCAUCCAUAUCAAGGAUUCUGAAUGUCAGAUCCCUACAUGCAUCCUCCAUCAGUACCUGAAGCAGUACAAUGGUCAACUCACCAAACUCAAGGCUCUGUACACUCAAGUGAGUAAUGAAAGUCAAGAAGGAGGUGAUAAGACUGGUGGUUCCUCCAAAGAAGUAACUGUAACCGAUUCUCCAGACAGUAGUACAUAUGAUGAGGUUGAAAUACCCUUAGAGGAAGCCUGUGUUGUGUGUCAGGUCAAAAGGACUACUCGUGCCUUUCUUCCUUGUCGUCAUGUUUGUGUGUGUGAUACUUGCUGUGGUCGCUUGGAUAACUGUCCCAUGUGCCGUUCUCGUAUCCUUGCCUACUUUCUCACUGCUCCAGAAGACCCAGUGUCUUACGAUGAGGAAGUUGUGGAAGAACUAGAUCCACCCACAGCUUGGAGACGAUUAAAUGAUGCAGUGAAUCGUAUGUUUGUUGCAGAAGAGCAAUGAUGAAUCUUGGAAGUUUUAAGGCUCUGUGAAAUUAGUAAAGAAAAUAUAGGUAAUCUGUGAUUAAAUGUGCAUUCAAGUAGAAUUUAAUAUUUUUAGUUUACUGGUAUAUGGCUUUAAGUACAGUAUGAUUACUUUUCGUAUGAUUUAUAUGUGAAGUAGGGAUACUGUGCUACAAUUUGUAAUUGAUCUUCCUAUCGAUGAAAUGUGAGUUAGUCCCUUAACCUGGCAGGUCACUCAUGGGUUACUUCUCAACACAACUAAAUUUAAUUAGUGCAAAGAAUGGUAGUUUUAUUUUGUAUGUAAGAAAUAUUUCUUUAAUGGAGUUGUACAUCAUCAGAGUAUAAUCAGAUCUUUCAUUUUUGUGAGAGAAAAAAAAGACUUCUGUUUUCUUAUAUUUUUUUAAAUGAUUUAAUGCACAAGUUGAGGUACUUACAUGGGAAAUUACCAGGAUUUUCUUUCUUUCCCAACUGAAUAUAUAACAAAAACCUGGCUGUACAUUAUAUACAUUCACACCGAUUGAUUAGUAGGGCUUUGAAGAUGCAUUCAUUAUUUAGCCCUCUAAGGGUCUUGAGAAUUUUACAUGCAGAAGCAUACUUAAAUAAGGUUUUUAUUUAUGUUAAAAAACUUAGUAAACCAGAAAUUUGAAUAUUUAGAAAGCUAUAGGCCUAAGAUUUUAUUUAUUGUAUUUAUAUUUGAAUAUAUAUAUAUAUAUAUAUAUAUAUAUAUAUAUAUAUAUAUAUAUAUAUAUAUAUAUAUAUAUUUUAUUUGAUAAUAUAUAUAUAUAUAUAUAUAUAUAUUUUAUUUGAUAAAAUUGCUCAGCUCUUUAUUAAUAUUAGAGAUGCUUUCAUACAAAUUAUUUAUAAAAAGACACGUUGGUAAAAUAGUGAAGCAAUUAUAUUGCUUGGCAAGUAAAGAUAAAUUCAGCGACUUAAUUUUGUAUCCUACUUUAGAGCAACUUGAUGAUAAAUUUUGAAUACCUUCCAAGAAAUACUGUACUGUACAGUUGUUAGUACUUGUAAUAAAAUCUCUCAAUUA